Molecule: messenger RNA, 150 nt
Organism: Scheffersomyces coipomensis
Lineage: Eukaryota; Fungi; Ascomycota; Pichiomycetes; Serinales; Debaryomycetaceae
Product: acetyl-coenzyme A synthetase
Exons: 2
Coding region: 1-150 (49 amino acids)
Source: RefSeq, a predicted model, not a curated record
AUGCAGACUAGAUCAGGUAAGAUUAUGAGAACAAUCUUAAGAAAAGUAUUAGCUGGUGAAGAAGAUCAAUUAGGUGAUAUCUCCACCUUAUCUGAUCCUGGUGCAGUUCAACAAAUCAUUGAAGUGGUUCACACUGCACUUAAGAAAUAA